Molecule: messenger RNA, 1756 nt
Organism: Chenopodium quinoa (quinoa)
Lineage: Eukaryota; Viridiplantae; Streptophyta; Magnoliopsida; Caryophyllales; Amaranthaceae
Product: protein YLS7-like
Exons: 3
Coding region: 198-1622 (474 amino acids)
Cellular component (GO): Golgi apparatus
Molecular function (GO): O-acetyltransferase activity
Source: RefSeq, a predicted model, not a curated record
AAUCAGCAUCGAUUUUUCUUUGUCUAGUUGCCAUAUUUAGCUGUCCGGAUUAGCACAAGCCGACGCAAUUUUGGCAUAAUUGAAUGGAAGCAUAAUUUCCAUGUGCUAAGAAAGAAGGCAGGGUGCUUAUUGUUAUAUUAGUUGAAGAAGUGAAGUAUUAAUGGUUGGUCUAGUUCAGAAAACACAAGUUUGUAGCUAUGACUUCGGCUUAUUCUAGAGACUAUUCUAGGUCCUCUAACUAUCGAAGAGUAGCCUCUUCGAUUGCAAUUUUAGGUGUGCUACUUACAAUAUUUGUAACCUGGGAUUCUUGGUUCAUAUUGUCACGGCCCAACAGGUUGGUCCCUACAAACUAUAUUUAUGGGGCUAAUCUUGCAGAAGAUUCAGAUUCUGUUGUUUCCCAGGAAGGUGGGCAUGUAGCCAAACCUGACCAUGAUGAUGAGUCAGAAGUAGAGAUGGAAUUGGAGGUGGAUGCGUCUACAGGAGAAACUGAACCUGUUCGGAAUCAAACUGAAAGCAGUGAAGGCUCAGAUAGUUCAGAUUGUGACCUGUACGAUGGGCAAUGGUACUAUGACCCUGAAGGGCCUUUGUACACAAACAAUACAUGUCCUAUCCUUAGUCAGAAUCAAAAUUGCCAAGGAAAUGGGAGGCCGGACAAAGAGUACGAGAACUGGAGAUGGAAACCAUCACAGUGUGAACUCCCAAGAUUUAACGCAACCAAAUUUUUGGAGCUGAUGAGUGGAAAAACCAUAACUUUUGUCGGCGACUCUGUUGCUCGCAACCAGAUGGAGUCUCUUUUGUGCAUACUUUGGCAGGUUGAAGUUCCACGAAAUCGAGGGAACCGUCGUAUGCAGCGCUGGUUUUUUAAAUCAAACUCUGUAACAAUAAUUCGUUUUUGGUCUGCAUGGCUUGUACAUCAUACAACAGAACCUUUCAGCUAUGUUCCAGAUGGAAUCACGAAGAUCCACCUCGAUGUUCCUGAUGAAACCUUCAUGGAACUCACACCAAAAUCUGAUGUUGUAGUCUUUUCCAACGGCCACUGGUUUCCUAAGCGAUCAGUCUAUUUGUUAAACAACGAGAUUGUUGGAACACAAUUGUGGAACUCACCAGAAAAUCUGGCAAUGAACAUAACCAGCACUGAAGCAUAUGAAAUAUCUACUGAGACUAGCUUGACUGCUCUGGCUACUCAUUCCAACUACUCGGGACUAACAAUAGUCACGUCUUAUUCGCCUGAUCACUAUGAGAAUGGUGCAUGGAACACUGGUGGAUCGUGUACAGGUAAAGAUAGACCUUUAUUUCCCGGUCAAGUGGUGGAGCACGAGUACACGAAUAUCAUGCACGAUAAACAGACUGCAGGCUUCCACCAGGCUGUUAAGAAACGGACUAAUGAAUCAAAAUUGAAGUUGAUGGAUAUUACAGAAGCUUUCAAGUAUCGUCAUGAUGGUCAUCCAGGUCCAUACCGGAGCCUUGACCCGAAUAAGAUCACAAAGAGGGAUCCGAAUGGGCGUCCACCUCCACAAGAUUGCUUGCAUUGGUGUAUGCCUGGUCCUGUUGAUACAUGGAAUGAGCUUAUGCUUGAACUCAUCAGGCGAGAGUUUGAAGGCAACCAAAAUUCUGCCUUCUAGUUUUUGUAGUAUUCUUUCAUGAGACAGUUCAUUAACCUGUCUGUGAUCAUUCAUUGUUCUCAUUGUGAAAAUUAAUUGUUAAAUAUUGUGUGCUUAACAUGUUUUUAUAGAUUCAAAUUUAUAACCAAACUUCC